GUAUGUUGAAAACUGCCUUCCACCACUCAAGCCAAGCAUGGGAAUUGCAAUUUCUAUUGCAUCACAUUGAGAAAGUCUGGGAAUAUCACACUGGAUCCAUUCAGACCAAUUCGAGCAAGGGGCACGGCUCCAUUCGAUCUUCAGCCCGAGCUUGUAGCUUGUUAAUUUAAAUCUGCCCUCCCAAGCAAACGAUUUAAUCAAUGCCUUUAUUUUAUUUUAACCAAUUUCUGAGACCGCAGAGAUUGAUGCUCUUCUUUCCUACGAAUGAAUGGAACGUCUUUGCCGAAGAAGACGCGCGCGCUAUACAAGUCCAACGACAAUCUUCGCAAAGGCUCGAAACAGGCGGCCGAACCUCGAACGCUCCAGACACGAGGCGUCCAUUACAGAAAUGGGGAGAAAUGGCAUUGCGCAGGCGCAGUUUGUUUCCCGCGGUUUGCCUCGGCUGUUGGUUUUAGCAGGGAGGGGAGCGGGUCGUCGAGGGCUGGGGCCGCGAUGGCUGCUUCCUCCGUCGGAGUGAAGCCGCUACAGCCCGUCACUCAUGUCAUCUUUGACCUGGAUGGCACCCUCAUAAACACCGAGGAUAUCUUCACCGCCAUCAUGACAGAAUUCUGCAGCCGCUAUGGGAAGACGUACACUUGGAAGGAAAGAUCCCAGCUCAUGGGGAGGAGAGAAGUGAACGCCCUGGAGAUUCUCCGAAAGCUUUUCGACCUGCCCUUAACCGUCGAAGAAAUCCUCCGCGAAAUCGCCCCGAAGAAACGAGAACAAUAUCCCACCUCUGCCUUAAUGCCCGGCGUGGAAAAGCUGGUCCGCCAUCUGCACGGGCACAAGAUCCCCAUCGCCGUCGCCACCAGCUCCGUUCGCGAUGCGUUCGAGAUGAAAACGGAGCGACUGAAGCCCUUUUUCGGGUUGUUCCAUCACAUUGUGACGGGAGAUGACCCCGAAGUUAAAAACGGCAAGCCGGAGCCCGAUAUAUUUUUGGUUGCGGCCAAGAGGUUCGAACCGCCGGUAAGUCCGGCAAAGUGCCUCGUCUUCGAAGACGCCUCGACCGGGGUCAAAGCCGCCCUGGCUGCCGGCAUGCAAGUGGUCAUGAUCCCCGACGGCGGUUUGCCAAGAGAACUGACGAAAGAAGCCACCCGUGUCCUACAAUCAAUGAAUGAUUUCAAGCCAGAAAUGUUUGGCUUGCCGAAGUUUGAUUGACAUUUGCUAGCAGUUGAUCUUACCGAUUCAGAUUUUCUGACCGGAGGACAUUUCUUCCAGUAUUAAAAGCAUUCCAACAAUUCCUAAGUGGUACUAUAAAAGCAUGCUCUCUAUUCCUGGAUAAGUCGCUUAUUGCAAUCCACCACUCCUAGGUGGAAAAAGAUGAGUUGUAUUUAUUAUUCCUAUGUUGCUAACAAAUACCCUGCCAAGGAAUACACUGGUGCCUUGCAUGGGAGUGUAUGUAACUUACUCAGUAGCUUUCCAUACAAAAUAACACUUAUCUUUGCUUGUGAUUCAUUACAACAUUCGAAAUUUCUAGCUGGGGAAUGCUGCAAUCUUGUCUCCAACUGAUACCCUAUCCUCCCAAAAUAAGAUGCAGUCAAUCCACUUACUGCUCAUGUUAAUUUGAUUCCAAUACGAUUAACCAUGGUCUGUUAACUAUAACAUUGCAUGAG
Messenger RNA from Ahaetulla prasina, 1652 nucleotides. Its product is annotated as pseudouridine-5'-phosphatase-like. Lineage: Eukaryota; Metazoa; Chordata; Lepidosauria; Squamata; Colubridae. The transcript has a single exon. The coding region runs from base 265 to 1197 and encodes 310 amino acids. Gene Ontology annotation, molecular function: phosphatase activity. The record is from RefSeq and is a predicted model, not a curated record.